AUGACAUCUUUGCCACACGUUAGCGUAACAAUUUCUGAAAAUGAAGAUGAUGUCGAUAAAAGUUCGGUGGAAUCCACAGAACCAGUAGAUGAAACCAACCGAGGAUCUAAUGAAGAAUUACGGGAUGUUGCAGAACAUCCGGAGUCUGGGCAAGAAAGGGAAGAGUUACUAAGCGGACAUCCGGAGUCUGGGCAAGAAAGGGAAGGGUUAUUAAGCGGACAUCCGGCUGAUGAGUUAUUACAAGAAAAUCCAGAUAAGGCUCGAAAUCCUUUGAUUCUGAGAAUUUUAAUGCUUUUGAUCUUGCUCACGGUACUUGUGAGCUCGAUAUAUAUACUUGUUUUCUUUCCUAAAAAUAAUGAUGGAGUGACUUUGCCAUUAUUAAGCAACGGAACUCACGAUUUUCAUCCAACUGUGAUCUUGUUAUCAUUGGAUGGUUUUAGAUAUGAUUACUUAACAAGAAAUGUUACACCUUAUCUUACGAAAUUUUAUCAAGAUGGUCUGCAAGCUAAAUAUUUGAUUCCCUCAUUUCCGUCUAUCACCUUUCCAAAUCAUUACACUAUAGUCACUGGACUUUAUCCCGAGUCGCACGGAAUCGUUGGAAAUUCAUUUUAUGAUCCAGAUCUGAAAGAUUAUUUCUACUAUAAGGAUCCCAAAAGGAGUUUCGAUUCAAAAUGGUGGGGAGGAGAACCUAUUUGGGUUACAGCUGUUAAACAAGGUCAAAAAUCUGGAGUAUCACAAUGGGUCGGUUCAUCUUCGGUAAUAAAAGGAUUCAUGCCAACUUAUCAUCAUCCUUAUGAUCCAAAUGUAACCAUGGAUGAUCAAGUAUCACGUGUGAUGAAUUGGUUAGAUCUUCCGUUUGAUGAGAGACCGACAUUCAUUUCUGCAUAUGUAAGUGAUGUUGAUUCCAUAGGUCAUAGCAAAGGACCGGACUCCGUGGAAUUGAAUGAUAUCCUGAAAUCGACCGAUAACAUGACUCGUAGUUUGCUGGAUGGAUUGAACCGGAGGAACCUUACGGGCAUUGUUAAUUUUAUAAUCGUUAGUGAUCACGGGAUGAUUGCGAUAAAUGACUCCAAGGUUAUCUAUCUCGAGGAAAUAUUUAAUACAUCAAAGAUAUACCCCUUGGAUGGAUAUCCUUUGGCUAAUAUUAGACCUUAUGACGACUCGGAAACUUCGGAAAUAUACUUAAAGCUAAAGAACGAAAGCUUGAAUAAACCCUGGGAAUGCUUCCUUCGAGAUGAAAUACCCGAGAGGUAUCAUUUUCGCAAAUCACAUCGAAUCUCGCCUAUAUUAUGCAUUCCGUUAAUACCUUGGGCUUUCUCGUAUCAUCGGAAUUCUACAUCAAAAGGUUUAAUGGGAACUCAUGGUUAUGAUAACCUUGAAUCCACCAUGCGGGGAAUUUUCUUGGCUUCCGGACCUGAAUUCAGGGCGGUCGCGAGAAAAUCAAAAACAAAUGUAAUUAAUGGAUUUUAUAAUGUUGAGGUGUAUAACAUUAUAGCGAAAAUUUUGCGAUUAACGCCAGCACAGAAUAAUGGUACCGUUGGCGGGAUACUUUGGACUUAA
Messenger RNA from Acaulospora morrowiae, 1560 nucleotides. The record is from the annotation of a GenBank genome assembly. NCBI's taxonomy places the organism in Eukaryota, Fungi, Glomeromycota, Glomeromycetes, Diversisporales, Acaulosporaceae.